CCGGCGGGCAGUCGAUCGUUGGCCGUCACCGCGUGAGGACGGCGAGGUCGUCCUUGGUCUGACUCUCGGGUUAUCCGGUUGCGCGCGCGACGCGAUUGGUCAACGGCUCUUCCGUAAGCCCCGCCUACCAGGUGGCCGUUCGAAAGUGUGUAGUCGCGUUUCCUUACGUCGGAACGACGAUCGCUGCUCUCUUCCAUCCGCACCGGAUCUUCGGCGUUUCGAUCGGCAGGAAAAGUUUCAAAUGAGUCGGGUCGGAGCGAUAAUAUGCGACGGUCGAGAGGAAACCGAGCAGGUGAAAAAUCGCGAACGCGCUUGAGGAAAAUUCGUCCUCGGCGUUAGCAGCAUCGUCCGUGGAGUGCCUUGCCUACGCCGUGAUAUCGUGUCCGGGGCGGGGGGGGGGAGGGAAUCUCGGCUCUGAUCACGACUAUCACGAGUAUAGUGUGUCGACAGUCGUGAGAGAGAGAGAGAGAGAGAGAGAGAGAAAACGCGCGAGAGCGAGAGCAUACGGCAACUGUGCGGGAGAGGAGAAGGCGGCGGUGGCGGAGAAGGAGCAGGAGGAGUAGGAGGAGGAGGAGGAGGAGGACGACGACGACGUCGUCGUCGUCGUAGUGGCGGCGGUAACGGCGGCGACGGUGACGGUGACGGUGACGGUGGUGGUGUGAGCGCGGCGAGAAGGAAAAACACGUUUCGCGAGGGAACGUCUCGUCUCGAGAGUUCCGGCUAAAGAUACUCCGUCGUCCGCGGUGUUGGUUCCGCACACCGUACGGCGCCAAGUUCGCGCCGCGCGAAAACUCGUGUUCAGAAAAGGAGUUGGAAGAUAAAGGAGGCUAGAACAGAAACGCGCGAGUGUCGAGAGAGAGAGAGAGAGAGAGAGAGAGAGUGCGUUGUCGCGCGGUGCUUCACGGCGUUGCCCAAGCGAGCAGAGGACGUCAGCUGUGUGCUGCGCCAAGGGGACGUGAGUCGUGUGCGCAAGGAGGAGCGAGAGAGGGACAGACAGACGGUGAGGAGCCGCGCACGACGAAAUGGGAGACGAAGAAAUGGCGCUGGUGCCAGAUGUCCAGUAUGGUUUGUCGUCGCAUGGCAAUUUCGACAGGCGCAAGUCUCUAAUAUUCGUCAAGCUCACCGACUCGUCGCAACGUGCCAUCACGGAGUACCUCAAGAUUAAGCAUAAGAUCAACGAGAAACUUAAUAUACAGUUCCUAGGAAAUGAAGGGCAUCUCAGCAUUCCAUCCGUCGACGGAGUGGCCAGAUUCACCUUCAGCAUGGGCAUGGAGAAUUCCCAAGGUGGGAACUUCGAGCUUGCCCAACAGACCGACUCUAAAAGCCUCGAAAGCCUUGGUGCUAUACCAUAUAGGAUGCGGAUACGGGCAAACGAUGACGUUUACGAGACCACCAGGCACAGAAUGGCGGUCGCCGAAGAGAAUAACAAGAACAAAUGCACGAGGGUAAUCAAGGCGAAUGGUCCAGAUAUCGGACGUAAGGUGAAAGUGAAAGCAACCGGAAGGACAAUACCUCCUUCGUCAUCGUAUGCAAGGCAUCGGGAAUCGACGACGAGCAUUCCAGUUUCCGGCAAUAGUCAGCCCAAAGCUUCAACCAACAAGCCGAUUGCUAAUAGUAAUAAUAGUAGUAGUAAUAACCACGUAGCGACAGCUCGUAAUAUGGAGAAAAAAUUUUCCGACAUUAUGCGCAGGCCACUCAAGGAAAGACUUAUCCAUGUCCUUGCUUUGAGGCCCUAUAAAAAACUCGAACUCUACGAUCGCAUCAUUAAGGAGGGCUUGAGAGAUCGUGAACGACCUGUUAUGACAACAAUUCUGAAACAAGUGGCUUAUAUGCGCGACAACACGUAUCAUCUGUACAGGCACAUCUGGAACGAUGUGCAGGAGGAUUGGCCCUUCUACACAGAACAGGAAAGGACAAAUUUAAAGAGGCGAAAACCUCAGAAUCUUACGCCACCCGGCUCGAGUGAUGGUGGUUCCAGCGGUAGCGGUCAGUCGCCCAAUUCCAUUCAUGCGGGCUCACCACCGGCAAUCACGGCACCUCCACCCAAUUUGAUUAGUAAUAAGAGACCAGGAUACUUUCAGGGUAGCGAUGGAUUACCAACAAAGAAACCACGGAUAUCGCACUACAAGAAACCUGAACCUAUCUCCUUCAUCCCCGCUGGUGAAAGAGUGUCUGGCAGUAGCAGUUAUAGUAAUAGUAACAGCAGUGUUAGUGUAACCGGCAGUGGCGAUCGUAUCGUCGAUCGUCCUAUCAGCGUUAAUAGUGGUUGUGAAAGCAGCAAUAGUGGUAGUGGUGGUGGUGGUGGUGGUGGUGGUGGCGGUGGUGGUAGCGGCAAUAGUAAUAAGGGCAGUAGCGGUUUCGACAGUUGGGAAUUGAGACAACAAUUGCAGCGUGAACGCAGCAGUAGCAAUCGUGUCGAUUAUCGAGCCGAAAGGACAGCAAACAGUGAUGUAUCUCGGGAUACUGGGAAUGUCUAUAGUGAUGCUGCCGUCAUCGCCACGGUUCCAAGUGGUUCCAAUCGGUCAUUGAACUUGACACCAUUAUCACCUGAUGAUAGUGAAAGGGGCAAUCCUCAGAACUUCCCAAAUUAUACUGAUGGUGGUAUCUAUGGAACUGUGGGUAAAGUCAUCGACCACAUUGACUGGAGAGACAGAAGCGAUUCUCAAAACCCUUCAAAUUAUUAUCGCGCCGAAAGGACAGCUAAUAGUGAUAUAUCUCGGGGUACUGGAAACAUCUAUAGUGAUUCUGUUGCCAUCACCGCAGUUCCAUGCGGUUCCAAUCAGUCAAUGAACUUAACACCGUUGUCUCCUGAUGAUAGUGAAAGGGACAAUUCUCAGAACCCUCCAAAUUAUACUGAUGACAGUAUCUAUGGAACUGCGAAAAUCGACCACACCGACUGGAGAGACAGAAGUGAUAGGAAUCGAGGUGCGAGGGAAGAGAGAAACAGAGAAAGAGAUUUUAGGAAUAGGAGUAGUACCACGAGUGAUGCGGCUAUUUAUGGUGAAUCCUCUAACAGCGCUCUUACUUAUGCUAGUAGUGCUAUUGGUAAUACCGCCGCAGUCCUGUCGCCGAUUGAUGGGUUUGAAAGGCUGGAAAGCACCGAGCCAUGUCGUGACUACCUCAUGGAAUAUACAACAAUAACUCACCCAGAACAAAAAAGGCGUUACAAACAAGAGUUCUACAAUAAUUACGAUGAAUACCGUAGCUUACACACUGAAGUGCUUGUAACUGCGAAUCGCUUUCAUCGUUUAUAUGAGUUAUAUAAAAAUCAGAACAAGUCGGGCAAUACGAUCGAGAGCGAGAAAACCAAGAAACGUAUGAUUUGCGAGUUUGAUGAGACUAGGCGGAAUCGAGUAUAUUGGCAGAUGAAGAAACGGUUCGAUUAUCUGCACAAUAAGUUGAGCCAUAUAAAACGACUGAUUUUAGAGUAUGAAAGUGAGAACGCCAACAGAAUGCCUGCAAAUAUCAUUAAUAGUGGUAUAAUUAGCACCACUGUGAACAACGGUAGCAACGACAUCAGGGAUAUUGAUAAUCGGCAUUACUGACAUAAACUGAAAAGACCGCCUUUUAUUCCUUCCUUGUGUCUCAAUACUGUCGACAUUGCCGUAGAAUCUGCAUUUUCUCGGCAAGUUCUAAGGCUGAUCUUUUACGGUCUGCACGGUUCCUGUGUUCUAUCGCCGAAAAGUCCCGUCACUUUAAAUGGCUCGAAGUUGCAAGAUUUCGUGUUUAAUGCUUAUCAUAAAGUAUCUUGCAAUGAUAAAUAUACAUCAUAUGGGAAAUAUUCUUCUUGCGAAUUCUGUCACAAGAGUCGACCAUCGCAACGAUUUCCACGACGACGACGACCUCGCCGACUCUCGUUAUCACGGUAAGGCUCGCGCGCAUCAACUUUGAUCAACAUUAAUACUUGCAUGGUGAAGGCUGAUGACAAUCGAGUACAUUCAGGAAAUAAGUAAAGAAGAAAAAUGCACACAGAAAUCUGGAAAUCCAUACACAAAUGGAAAUAAGGGCAUUCUGACAGUGAACGUAAAAAAAAAUUACACAGGAACAUACGGAGAUUUAAAUGGUCCUGUGGCGACUAAGUGAGACGUUGUAGAAAAUCGAAGAAAAGAAAGAAGGCGUAACGAAAAAAAGUUAAACUCUGUAAUAAGUUACUUAUAUACCGUGCGCACGUCCAAGUGUGUCGUCCACUUUAAAAAUACGUAAAUGAAAGAAAAGAAACAAAAAAAACGAUUAGAUGUGAGAAGAGAGGGUCCAAGAGAUAAUAAGGCUUAUCGCGUGCCACGUCCGGAUUUCUUUUUGUCCACCGGAAGGAAGAAAGAAAACUGGCUCGCAGAGAUACAUAUACAUGCAUACACUUUAUCCACGAGCUGACACGAAUCUUUCACGCGCGAUUUGUGUGUGCUCGUCGCAACUUGAAAAAGGACUUGGAAAAAAAAAUAAAAUCGUAUUAUCUUAUAUAUGAGACAGGGAUCGUAAUAUUUCGUGAUUUUAAGAUUCUUUGUUGGUUCUUCGUUCUUUUUUUCCUUCGCUGAUAUGUUUUAUAUUAUAGUGAUUAUUGAUUAUCUAAUAGGUAUGGUCAGUUGAUAAGGAAAAAGCGAGACGAUAAACAGCCUUAAAGAAAAAGAAAAGCAAAACAAAUAAAACUGAUUAAUCGCAAAAAUAACUUGAGCAGAUGAAAUUAUAUCUUGAAUUUUAUUCGACUUUAAAUUGUUUUUAAACAAAAUGAAUUCUUUUUAAAGAAAUGGAGAGAUAAAGAUCUGGAGAUCCCCAAAUUAUUUUGACUCCAUAGUGAUUUAGAUUAUAAAAAGAGACGUGGCAUAUACAUUAUACUAGUUUUUAUGAUUUUAAAUAUUAAUUAUCGAUGAGGAGCAGCAAAGGAAGAAGUGUUUCGGUACAGUGCGAUCUAUAAAAGAAAGGGAAAAAAUUAAUAUGAAAUAUAUAGUUUUUAUAAUAAUUGUCAAUCACUAUUAAUAAUUACUAAAGGACAAUAUCAUAUGUUGUGUAUAGUCUCGUAAUGAGUAAUGUAAAAAUACUUUUGUUUAGUUAUUGUAAUUAAUAGUUAUACAUAUAAUAUUAUUGGUAAUUAUUAUUAUUGCUAUUGUUAUAUUAUUAUUCAAACGGAUAAAAAAUACAGAUGAUAUUUGCGUACAUCGAGUAUAUUGCAAUAGGACUUUCAAGAUGAUCUUUUCGAUUGAAUUUACAUAGAAAUCCACGGUGCCAAGUUUUUUAAUACUUUAUUUUUAUAAUCUUUCAUACGCAGGAUAUCAUUGAAAAUUAUUCAUUGGAAUAUUGUGCAAAUAGUUUACAUAUUCAAUAUAUUAUUAUAUUUCACAUGUGUAUGUAUUGUAACGUAAGUUCCAAAAAUUUUGGUAACACGUAUUAAUAUCUUUUUGAAAUUUAUAUAUUAUUUUAUUAUUUUAAUUUACAGGUUUAAAAAGAUUAACAAUUCCGAAACGCCUGAAAUUUUUAGCGAUUGACUAACAUUCUGUAUGUUUUAAACGAUUAAUUCCGGUACGCAACGUUACUUUAUUCGGAUAAUCCUAGUCUCUUAUUGCUCAUUAACAUAUUUUUUUAUGACUGCAAAUAAUUUUUCCAUCCAUCGAGUCAUGAAUGUAAAGAAAAGAAAGCAUGCGUGUCACGUGUAUAAAAUGCUUAGGAGAAAUUUAAAAAAUAUAAAUGGUCUACCGAAUAUCUUAAUGAUAAAUUAAUUGUAUUGCCCUUAUUUUUUCUUCGCAGAAAUUUUAUCGUUAAUCUGCGUUUACUUCCUUUUUUACUUUGUUGUUCCUGAGCAUAUUCAUAGAAUUGUUGUGUGAUUAAAUUUACGAUCAACAAUAGGACAGUUUAGAAUGUUGUUUAACAAGUUACGUUUUUUUGUCUGUCUUUUUGAUGACUGUUCGGUGAAAUACGCAAUAUUUAUGUUACUGCCCGAUACUAUUAGUUGAGUUUGUAGAUCCAGGACAACUGCUUUUGAAUAUCAAUUCCGGGUUGUUUAGCGAUUUUCCUCUGGGGCUCUAUUCUGUACUAGCUACCGGCAACUAUCGGUGUCGUUGCGCAGGCUUUUGGUCAUAUAAAAUAUCUGCGCAACGACACCGAUAGCUGUCGGUAGGCGGGAUAGAAUUGAGCCCCUGAUUUAUCGUUUAGUUAUUUACACACACACACACACACACACACACACACACACACACACACACACACACAUACAAUUAUAUAAUGAAAAUGUUAAGAAAGUCAUUGUUAUUGAAUGAACCUUUUUAUUACAAAACAGCGAUAUUGUAGAAUUUUUUUUAUAGUUGUGCAAUACACAUUGCGAAAGUCAUUGUAGAUAUAAAUAAUUUUAUGUAAUGUUAUAAUGCGCAUUGCAUCAUGUGAAUUUUUUUUUAUUUUUAUUUUAAGAACACAUAAUGUACGAGAAACGAUAUUUCGGUUAGAGUCUUUAAGCAAAACGUCGGAAAAUUAUUGUACGUUUGAAAAAAAAGAAGAAACUUUGUCCUAAUUGAACGUAUGGUACAGUGUUGAACGUUAGCCGCACUAGCAAAACUAUAUUUCUACAUCUAAAUAUUUAUAUGUGCAUUGCACGUAUAUUAAAUCUGUAUUGAACUGUAUCAUAAAUUUAAAUUUGAUCGGAAAUUUUAUUGGUCUUAUUUAAAGAAUGAAGGAAUCUGUUAGAUCAGUAUAUUCUCUUAUAAUUGUAGAUAUAUAUUUUAAAUCCUCUAUUCAAAUCUCUUUGCAUUAAGAAAUAUAAUUUAAAGGAAAAAGAUAAGAUAUUGAUGCUUGUAAUUUUUGUCUAAUGUUCGUAUAAUAUAUAUACUCAUCGGUUUUAUAAAGAAUAUACGUGCUGGUGAUUUUUAUUUUAUAUGACGCUGUAUCAUACAAAAGUUCGAUACAUAAAAUAUCUUGAUAAAGACUCGCGGCCGAGUAUCGAGCGUUUUUUUUCCAGGUCUGUAGUUACCACGUUAUACCAGUCAGUGCCCUUUGUAAAUUGUAUUACUUGUAAAUAAUGUUUGCUACGAUUACGUUGUAAAUCAAUAGACGGUGUUCUUCGUUAGCUAUGAAUUUACUUGAGCUACAGCAAGCACGUUCGAUUAAGCACUCUCGUCCUCCAUCGACCGACUAAUCGAUCAUCUUAAUAACCCGGCCGAGAAAGAAUGUAAACAGUGCCAAAGAAACUGAACCGAAACAAUAUUCAAAUAAUAGGAAAUACGAUCGCGAUAUGUAACACGCUUGAUUUAACCAAAGGCGAGGCGCAACCAAUUUCUUUCGCGCUCGUCGCUUAAACUCCUUUAAACUCGAACGAUACAAGUAUUGCUCUGGUAGUUGCGUUCUUGCGAAGUAAGUGCUCUUAAUGCUGCGCUUAGCGUCAUCAAAUGUUUCAUGCCCUAAUUAACGUCACUUCGUUAUUGUUUUGCGAGGAAAGAUAAUCAUUAGGGAUCGCUGUUUUUUGAAUGAAAGAAGAGAUAUCAUUCUCUUGAUUGUUUGACAGAACGAGCAAAUUUAGGCGAUACGUUCAAUUUGCAGAGUAUAUAAACACAAUUUAUAUGAAUAUAAUUACCCGCACAAAUGAAAGUUCCGACUAUAUGCUUGUUCGCGAAAGAGAAUCAAAACUUACGCUAGGAAAUAGUCUCGUUCCUAUUAAUCGCAAGAUACAGGAGAGGACCGUUUGAUUUUAUUAGAGGAGGGAUUUCCCUUGAAUCAUCGAUUUCUCGGCAAACAGACAUUAUUCUUUUUCGGUAAUUUAGAUUGAAGCACUAUUUUAUUCGUGAGACAUGCGACAGUUACAGGUGUACUUGUUCAACGUCUAUAUAGCCGGAAGUCGGUGCGCAUUCAGGAAGAUCAGUGCCCUUAUUUCUCUCGCCGUAUACGCUCGAUACUGCCUCCAAAAUUAUCCUACAUUAUUUUGCUCCGUCCGUGUGCGGAUGAGCGAUGUUUUUGCAGAUCGUAUCCACGCUCAAAAGGUUCAAAUGACGCUCGGACGCUUUGCGUCUCCUCCCCCCUUCUUUCCCGACUUGUCGAAUAAACGAAAACUUCAAGUGCCAAUAUUAGCGUAAAUUAUAUUGUAUAUAAUACGCAUACACACAUUAGUAGCAUAAUCUUGCGUGUAUUGUCUCUUAAUGGUAUGUGCAAAGCUGAUAAAGAAUAUUUAUGUGCAAGUUUCGACUUUGAGAAAUCACGAUUUUCUUCUCGACAAUAUAACAAUUACAUCAUCUAAAUUAUCUAAUUGGAUCUCUAAUCGAACAUUAUAAAUGCAUGCCGGAAUUAAGGAAUUUCGUAGAGAUUAAAAUUUACGUACGAUCUUAGACAGACAUCUUAAUUAUUUGUCUUUCUUCCUCUCUCGUAUACUUGUCGCUUAUUUUUCUCUCAAUCAGAGAGACUCGACCAUUCAAUUUCUCGAUAUUCUCGAGCAGACAUUCUUUAUGUUUGUAGAUUUUUUCUCAGAGACAAAACAAACUCGGAAAGAUGUCUUCCCCUUAAUAAUCAAAUUCUCACCUAAUUGAAAUCCUCAGCAAAUCCUCGCGAACCAAAAUUUCUUCCUGAUCUUUUCUCUGUUGCAAUUCUUCGCAGGAGUUUCGGGUCAUUCCAAUCGUAUUUUUUCGUAGUGUCGCACAAUAGGAAAGCUCGUUGCAUUUUUAAAGAAAAAGUACUCAUUUUUGUUGAAAAUAUCAGGAUGCCGAAAUAAUACUUGGCGAGCUCACAAUUUUCGCGAGGAGCAAGAACAAUGCGCACGACUGCGACGCACUGUGGAUUAAAAAACGGAGCAAUCACAUUCGAUGUAAGAUCUCGUUUUUUAACAUCACAACUUGUCUCAAUCGAAUGAGAAAUUUGAUCGGAAAAGAACAGAUGAACAAAUUAAUUCGGCAACGCAUAUCUUUCGGAAUCAUUAACCUGCAAAUGCGAUUCAGUCGCUGGGAGACUCGAUCGCGGAGUAUCAUCUUACGAGUAUCCAUUUUUUCGAGAAGCAUAUCACAUAAGAUGUCCUUUCGCAAACUGUCCUCGCGAAGAUAUCAUUUCCGAAGAAGAAGAGAAUCGAGUUAAGAGAUCAGAGACUCACUUUCCACCUGAUCAUAAAAAAAGAUCUCCUUCAGUCUGUCUUUCUUGUUGGAGAAAAUUGUCGAGAAAACGUGCAGCUACUACAGGUCUUUCAUUGCAAUAUCAUCUUGAUACAAAAAUUUGAUCUCGAGUCUAUCCUCGGUCCGGAAAAGAAUCAUCGCGCGCGACGUUUCUUUUUCUUCUUAUAAGAAACGAAGCAUCUGUCUUACUUGCAACGUUUCGCCGUAAAUUUCGUGAGUUAGCGCAAAAGCUAAUUUGCAACGUGACACAGCUGCAAAGGAACGUAUAUGGACAACGAAAGUCAUUCUUCGUCAUUCUUGAAUAUUUAUCAUUUUUUGCAAAAUCCCGCCGCUCCCACGAAGCAUUCGAUAACACUAUUGUUUUCUACUCCUUAUUUUUCUUCGCGCCACGCUCGACAGUCACCGCGUAACGGAAUGAGAUUCCGUUCGUCAUGUAGCGAUGUAUUUUUUGACUGUGAUGUGUUGCUAGAAAACUUUGUAAUAAUAUAAUUUGCUCGUGCACCGAAAUGAUGCGCGCGACGACAUGCGUUAAGUUUUUCUCUUGAAGAAAGAAUGUUAACCCUCUGUCUACGGUCCGUUUGAUUCCCUACGUUUAUCAACAAUUAUAUGAUCAAUUGAAACAAAUUAAUAAUGAUAAGAACAUUUAAUUUCUUUCAAUUGCAUUCAAAUAAUCUAAAAUUAAUUAUUUCAAUUACACAUACACACACACACACACAUUUUUUUGACGCUUUAUUGCAAAGUCAUGGAAUUACAUAAAUAAUUUUAUUUGAUUACAAUUUAUUUAAGAAGAUUUUCGUUAGAAACAGAUACUUACUGUUUUAAUGGAUCUAGAUAGAGCAUCUGUAGAUAAAGGGUUGACGCGAUAUUAAUACGAAAAAAGUAUCAAAGGUCGAAGGCAAAGAACUGAGGCCCGUAGCAGAAUUUAUGUAUUGACUGAAAAGGCGUUUUAGAGAUUAAAGCGAAUCACGAAGGAGAGAACGAAGAAAAACGAAGAAACACGCAAUGUUGCGGUCAAAUAUCGUUCGACAUCUCAAUGAUACGAUGAUCGAUCGAUUCGUGAUGAAUGUGCUCGCAUUUUUUUCUCCCGUUGUGAAUUUAUAUCAAAAUAAAAAAGUCCACGGCACGCUGGAGAUCGACCUCGUUAAGGCUUUGAAAGCCCAUACUUGCAUAAGAUGAAUAUUUGUUUUCGGAUGGAAUAUAAAAUUCUUCCUGGUUUUUUUAACCGUCAAAAUUUUUUAGAACGUCAAAAUUGUUUAGAAAUUUUUAGUCGCAAAUCUUCAAAAGAUAAGAAAACGUUGGGAAAAAAUGAUUCUCUCAGAAAGAAGCCAGUUUGAUAGCAGAUCUCAAUGCGGAAAAUUGACGAAAGCAAGCCAAGCUUUUCCCUGCGAUUGAUUGUCGCUGAAUGGUUGAAGAAAGGAGGAUCGAUUACUGCGUGCCAAAUCAAGGAGCGAAGGGAUAUUUUGUAUGUGCUUAAAAAAAUAUAACGAAAAGAAACUUAAGAUGCUUUCCGGAUGACUGACAAUUGUGACUUAAGGACCGCGAGAAAGUAGUCUUACAUUAUUCAGUACCGAUCACAGAAGAAUAUAAGCGGUGGAACGACGAGAGAAAUGAAUGGAUUUAAAUACAUGUGUGUGUAUGUGUGUAUAUACCACACACACACACACACACACACACGUAUACGUGCGUAUAUAUAUCCAUAAGAGUGCGAGAAUGCGAGAGAGAAAGAAACAGAGCGAGUGAGAUGAUAAUUAUUACGAUGACGACCGGGCGACUCAAUAUUUGCAUGUAUAGGUAUAUAUACAAUGUACCCCGUGACUUUUAUUGACGACGACUGCAUUGCUCCCCUUGACAAAGGCUCGUAUAUUCAUUACAUAAUUGUAUUUGCAAUUAUUACCUAUACAUAUAUAUAUAAAUAUAUAAAUAUAUAUUAUAUUUACUAAUUAAAGUAUACAAAACGAAAAUGCGAAUAAAGAGGAAUUAAAUAUAUUGUUAGCGAAGAAAAAGAUUUUGCAGGCCAGCUUUCGGGGCUCGCUCGUGUGGAACACUUAGCGCUCCCUCCGUGCCGUCUCGGGGGAACUCGCGCGGAUCAGUUUACAGGGAAUGCGAAUUUUCCUCGUUGACUCUCCGAUGCGUUUUGAGCUUUCGAUGAAAGUUUUCUCGCGUUACCCGUCGCUCUGUCGCGUCGUGCGUUACGACUCUGCGAGAUUAAGUUUUAAACUAAGACUAAGGCUGUGGCCAUCCCGUACACUUUAUUCCGCACAACGGCAAUCUAAUUAUUUAAUUAUCCCUUUUAAUUAUAUUAGGUGUAAUUUAUGGGGAGGUGAAUCGGAGAGUUAAUCCAAUCGUGUCAAUCUUUUUCUCCGUCUCUCUCUUCCUCGUGCCUUCCUUGCGACGUCACCGUCGCUCUUAUCAAUCAUAUCUUCGAUUUUGUAUACAAUCGUCGCGUUUACGAGACGAUUUAUAAAGCGCAAUUUUCCUAAGGUUUGUUGGGACUGAUGUUCCUAUCUUCAUACAGUCAAUUUUAGCGAUCGGGAGUUCAAAUCGAGAUCCAGUCUUCUUUUUCCCCAGCUCUCCAGCUAUCCCCUUCGUUUCCGUCGUAAAAGUAGCUCUCUCUCUCUCUCUCUCUCUCUCUCUCCCCUCCCCUUUUCCUUCUCCCUCUCUCACUCUUUGUAUAUCAAAAACUGCACUUACAAUAUCUAUUCGCGAAUGGAAUUAUAAUAGUUUCCACCUUGCUUCUAAUUCAGAAGUGAAAAUUUUGUGGCUGAUAUCGUCGAUUUUUCUUCAAAUUCGGAACGUUGAAUCGUUCACGUCAUCAAUUUUUUAUUGUCUCAAAGAGAAGCGAAAAACUGUCGACAUCAACAAAAUAUAAAAGAAGUUGUAAAAAUUGUAAUCCUUAACUAUUGGCGCAUCACGGGAAAAGAGGGAAUCUCCAUAUUUAUCUUCAUACAUGAAAUUUUCUUGAUUUCCACGUUCCUUUUUUUUCACCUCAAUCCAUCUUUCGAAAUCUUCAUACCGAUCUCUGCCAUAAACUCCCUCAAAUAUAUCGUUGCCUAGGCGCAUCGUAUACCGCGAGCUCUCUGGCCGGUUUCAAGGCCAGUCGCGUACCAUUCUAUCUCUACUAAGCGAAGAAUUGUCAGUGCCCUUCCUCGCGUAUAUAUUUACACGAUCCGUUUCGCGAUUUCCCCGGAAUAAUGUACUUUCAUUGCGUUCCACACGAGCCUCCCCGUCCCCGAACUCAGGCCGCGCUCGUGCUUCUGUUUAUUCGAAUUGUGCAUGAAAGAAAAAGCGUAGGGGAAAAAAGCCACGCGACAAAAAAAAGAAAGCGUAACGAUAACAAGAUAGAAGGGCAAAACAAAAAAAAGGUAAAGGGAAAAGCGAGUGAAUACGAUACGACGAUAAUCUCGCAUUGACGAAAUCGAUGACGGUAAAUUGCGAUGCGAUGAGUUGUAAAAGUAAAGAGCGAUGAUGUGUGUAUGUUUGCAGACGGAUCGUCCGUCCAUCCGUCUGCCUGCCUGCCUGCCUGCCUGUGGUGCGCAGCGAUCACGCGUAUCGAUAUACCGAUUAACGUAAAUUUGCGCGUGACAAUAUAGAAAAUGUGUACAUAUAUCGGGAGUGCGAUUUUAGUGCGGAGAAUCGGCGGGUUUUCCCGUCUUCAGCGUUUCUUUGUUUUUUUUUUCCCGUUACAUUAACGUAAUUUGUACAUAAUUUCCUUGUUUAACGAUCUAAAUCUUCGUCGUUGUUGAUCUUCCGAUUGCGUUUAAUUCGAUUGGAUGUCACGCGAGUGAGAGGAACAAAGCGAGCGACUGUUCCUAUUCGUUGUUGCUGUGUGGAUCGCCUUUUGUUAUCCACGCGAGGACUUGGUUUGUAAGAUAGAUCGAAGGCAGAUCUAUUAAAAAUGAAUCCUGAGUAAAUUUGCCACGGCUGUGCCUGAUUCGAGGGACCGAGAGUCAAAAGGACGAAACGCACCUGCCUCGAUCGACUCGACUCGGCUCGUAUGCGUGCGGCAAAUUAAUUGGAUCUUGUAUUAUUAACGCUAAUUGAUUCGCUAAGUAAGGACAUGCGAAAUGAUCAGAGCGGCGAGCUCUUCCGCGAACGAGUCAAGAGAAUGUUAAGGCCACAUCCGGUCCGCAUUUCCGUCCGCGUACGCAUGACACAAGUCCGCGGCGAGGAAGAAGCGAAAAAUCUUUCCCGGAGACUCCGGUGUCCUCCGCGAGUGUCCCAACAACAAUCUCUGUCCAUUUCACGCGAGAGUCGCGUUGGCGAAGCAUGCAAUGCAUAGGGUGUCCGAGACGGCUGUCGGAAGAGAAUGCUAGAAAAAAAUUGAACUCGUUCUCGACAAAUAAAUUUUUUGUUAUUAAUAUUAAUUUUAUCUUUUGAGAACAGCGACACGUUCAACUUUCGCCACACAACUUUGGACACACCAAAUUCCUUUCGUCUGUCGUAAAAUCUAUCGCUGAAGGAUGACCGACGGUUCGCGGACACCCUGUAAAAUAAGUGAAUGAUCUAAGCAUCGAAGAAAUACCCUGGCACACCUCGACUCACUUCGCAGUAGAGCUCAUUCGCAUGGUGUGUCUCGAACGUCCAAGAGAUAUUCCUCUUUCCGAAUUUGUGACUUCCAAAAAAGCGAGGCAAGAUCGCGGGAAACCUUCCUCGCGAAAGGCAGACUCAAACGCCGGUUCUCCGAUUCUCGAGCGAGCACUCUGAGAUGCAAAAAUCGGCGGGCAAAUUAAAAAAUAUAUAUAAUAACUAUAUUUAUUCGAACGACUUGCCAAGUUUUGUUGCAUAGUGUACGUGAGAUAAAUUUAGACAGCAGUAAAAAAAUCAUACAAAAAAAGGUAAUAAAACGGUUAACAGAUACGAUGAUCUGGCGGGAUUUAACGGACAUAAGUUAGCUAUUGUGAGCAGUUUUCACGAAAUAUUGAUGUAUAUAUCUUAAGUUUGUAUUAUAACUUUCCUCACACUUAAUUUGUAUGAGAGAAAUGAAGAAUUUCGAACAUUAAAAUCAUGAAUGAAAAAA
This is a messenger RNA of Monomorium pharaonis (pharaoh ant), 14082 nucleotides long. It is a transcript of the gene Su(Tpl), whose product is annotated as RNA polymerase II elongation factor Ell. Bases 1023 to 3545 code for a protein of 840 amino acids. Lineage: Eukaryota; Metazoa; Arthropoda; Insecta; Hymenoptera; Formicidae. Gene Ontology annotation, biological process: transcription elongation by RNA polymerase II; snRNA transcription by RNA polymerase II; positive regulation of transcription elongation by RNA polymerase II. Gene Ontology annotation, cellular component: transcription elongation factor complex. The transcript is spliced from 10 exons. Gene Ontology annotation, molecular function: cis-regulatory region sequence-specific DNA binding. The record is from RefSeq and is a predicted model, not a curated record.